This is a messenger RNA of Suillus discolor, 804 nucleotides long. Its product is annotated as proteasome subunit alpha type-3. NCBI's taxonomy places the organism in Eukaryota, Fungi, Basidiomycota, Agaricomycetes, Boletales, Suillaceae. Bases 10 to 753 code for a protein of 247 amino acids. Gene Ontology annotation, biological process: ubiquitin-dependent protein catabolic process. Gene Ontology annotation, cellular component: proteasome core complex; proteasome core complex, alpha-subunit complex; nucleus. The record is from RefSeq and is a predicted model, not a curated record. The transcript is spliced from 7 exons.
CCUACUACCAUGACUUCCAUCGGGACAGGUUACGAUCUUUCAGCUAGCACAUACUCACCAGAUGGCCGUAUAUUUCAGGUCGAAUACGCCAACAAGGCGGUAGAGAACUCAGGCACUGCGAUCGGGCUACGCGUUAAGGAUGGUGUCGUCCUUGCGGUGGAGAAGCUCGUACACUCCAAGCUCCUUGUCCCAGGAGCUAACCGACGCAUUCAAACAGUAGACAAACAUAUAGGCAUGGCAUCUGCCGGCCUUCUCGCCGAUGGCAGGAAAAUAUCACAGCUGGCUCGUGACUCGGGAGCUCAGGCUCGAAAACAGUGGAGAGAACCUUUAACUGUGAAGGCCCUGUCAGAUUCUGUAAGCUGGAAUGCUCAAACUUAUACGUUGUACUCGUCUGUCCGCCCGUUCGGCGUCAGUACGAUCUUUGGUGGCGUCGACAAGAGUGGUCCUUCACUGUAUAUAGUCGAGCCUAGUGGCGUCUGCCUAGGAUAUCAUGGUGCAGCGGUCGGCAAAGGCCGUCAGCUGGCCAAAACCGAGCUGGAGAAGCUUAAGCUAUCUGAACUGUCGAUGCGUGAAGCUGUUACGGAGGCUGCGAGAAUAAUAUACCUCGUCCAUGACGACAACAAAGAGAAGGAAUUUGAGCUGGAGAUGACUUGGGUUGGUGUUGAGUCCAACAACCUUCAUUUACCUGUACCAGCCAACCUCCUUGAAGAGGCAAAGAGGAAAGCUCAGGAGGCAUUAGAGACUUUUGAAUAAUUUCAGAUAAUAGCACGUUUGAUAUCAUCGUUCCUCGAUUCACCCGGAAAA